Manihot esculenta (cassava) is the source of this 708-nucleotide messenger RNA. RefSeq names its product cell surface glycoprotein 1-like. The record is from RefSeq and is a predicted model, not a curated record. The coding region runs from base 1 to 708 and encodes 235 amino acids. Lineage: Eukaryota; Viridiplantae; Streptophyta; Magnoliopsida; Malpighiales; Euphorbiaceae. The transcript has 2 exons.
AUGGUCCGAAUUAAGAUGAAGGCCACCGGCGGACCGUUCAUGUGGAAGAAACUAGGGCUACCGAAAUCCAUCCCCUAUGACAGUGACGAUGAAGCGUGGGACACCACUCCACCAGCCACCACCAACACCGAAAUGUCACCAGCUACUGAACCAGCAACAGGACGCACCGACUUACCUGCCGCCCAGACAUACCGCCGGCAAAAGAAACGGCCAAGAACGCCACCACCACCGUCCACAAUAGCCCCGAAGGCAAACCUUGCGGGCGAAAUGCUACCUGAAGCCACCACUUCCUCCGGCCACGGCCAAAAACGGCCAAGACCACAGUCGCCACCGAGAUUAGAGCCAGAGGCAGCCAUGCAUCCCACAGGACACAAAGAGAACACUGCGCCCCCUGAUUCCACCAGCGCUGUGCCCACUAAUACGCCAGCGGACUUGCCAAGCGCUAUGGCCAGCGAUGUGCCCAGCAAUGUGCCCACUGAUGCGCCCAGUAAUGUGCCACGCGCCGUGCCCAGUGAUGCGCCCAUGGACUUACCAAGUGAUACACUCAGUGAUAUGCCCAGCAAUUUGCUCAGCGAUUUGCCCAGGCCAGCAUACCCAGAUCACAUCGUCAAAUCACUGACAUUCAACAAAAUUUCUGAGCGCACCAGGCUGCUUAAAGUUUCAUCCCUACCAUAUCACCCAGGAAUUCGGCAUAGCCAUGGGCUGUGA